This is a messenger RNA of Heterostelium album PN500, 1461 nucleotides long. RefSeq names its product APC family permease. The coding region runs from base 1 to 1461 and encodes 486 amino acids. The transcript is spliced from 4 exons. Gene Ontology annotation, cellular component: membrane. Gene Ontology annotation, biological process: amino acid transport; transmembrane transport. The record is from RefSeq and is a predicted model, not a curated record. Gene Ontology annotation, molecular function: amino acid transmembrane transporter activity. NCBI's taxonomy places the organism in Eukaryota, Evosea, Eumycetozoa, Acytosteliales, Acytosteliaceae.
AUGGGAAGACCACCUGAAGAUGAAGAUACUUACCUGCUGGGAGGUGCAACCAGUAAGAAUCCAUAUAGUUUUAUGUACCCUGGUGUAGGAACACAAUCAUUUUUAGAUUUAGAUGCUGGAGGACCAUCAAUUAAUGAUAAUAGUGAUAACAGCAAUAACAACAAUAAUAACAAUAAUAAUAAUAAUAAUAAUAAUAAUAAUAAUAAUAAUAAUUUGGAUAAAAGUAUAAGGGAUAGUGUUGUUUUAAUUGGAACGAAUAAUGAAAACUAUGAUCUAAGUCAAUCACCACCUGUCAAACCAAAUAAAAUCGAUGGAACACAUGAACAUAAGAUUGGUGAAGUUUUGGCAACUGCCAUUUGUGGCAAUGAUAUUACAUCAAGUAUAUUUUAUACAAGCGCAAGUUGUACCCAGUUUGCGGGUAUUUAUGCACCAUUUUCGCUGGCAAUCGUCUGUAUUGUUCUGUAUUUGUUUAGAAAGGUAUAUGGUGAGGUCGGUAGUGCACUGCCACUCAAUGGUGGUGCCUACAAUGUGCUGCUGAACACCACCAGCAAGCAUGUCGCAUCGUUGGCAGCGGCAUUGACAAUGAUCUCGUACGUGGCAACCGCAGUAGUCUCGGCAUACUCUGCAAUGGAUUACUUCAAUGGUUUGGUGCCACAGGUGAGCGAUCACUACUCGACCAUCGUGCUCCUAGCGAUCUUUGCAUGUCUCAACCUGAUCGGUAUUGGCGAGAGUGCAAUUGUCGCUUCCAUAAUAUUUAUCUGCCACAUGGUGACACUCACUAUGAUAGUGUUUGGUGGUUACAUCAAGUUGUUCUAUCAUCACAAUUUCGAUGUGUUGCGCGACAACUGGAAUGGCGUGGUGCCACACAGCUACACCGGCUGCGCGGCGGUGCCAGAGUCGUCGAUGAAAUAUCUCGGACACAACUUUGCCUACAAUAUCUACUUUGGAUUUGGUGCUGCCAUGCUUGGUGUCACCGGUUUCGAGACUUCCUCCAACUUUAUCGAGCAGCAAGAGCGCGGUGUCUUCCCGAAAACUCUGAGAAACAUGUGGGCGAUCGUCACCUUUUUCAAUCCUCUCAUUGGUCUGCUGAAUCUCUGCUAUAUGUACACUUGUUUUAUUUCGAUCGUAUUCUUUGCAUCGAAAACCGACCUUGCCUACCUCAACAAAUCGAUUCUCUACAUCCGUGACAACGAGCAGACCAACUGGGUGCGUAUGGUACACUGCUAUACAAACGAACCACCCGCUGAGCUCGCCAAGAACGUCGCAAUCAUCGAUCGUUGCUACCCAAAGAUUCGUAUCGAUCUCAUCACAGUACAAGGUGAAUUCACUCCAUCGACAGUCGAGAAAAUCUCCAAACUCCUCAAAAUACCCAAAAACUUUAUGUUUAUCGCUUGUCCAAAGAGUCAAAGUUUGAAUGGAAUAGGUGAUUUCGGUGGUGUCAGAUGUAUAACUUUAAUGUAA